Molecule: messenger RNA, 4616 nt
Organism: Paramuricea clavata
Lineage: Eukaryota; Metazoa; Cnidaria; Anthozoa; Malacalcyonacea; Plexauridae
Source: the annotation of a GenBank genome assembly
AUGAAAUCAGCUAUUGAGUCCAAUCGCGGUGUACGUGGUGUUGCGACUAUACUGUGUGGUCCUCUAACCAUCCCUAACCCUAGUCCUUUUCCAAAAUGGGAAGGUGUUAGCCUUAUCAAUGACAUCCAAUUCAAGACCGAGGAGAUGAAGGUUUGGAGAGCUUAUGAUGUUGGACAUGGUAAAAGCGUUCCCUAUAGCAAUUUCACUCAAACGAAGAAGACUGAACUUCCAUCGCUUACCAAGAUUACCGAUGUCCCCAGCACUAAUCUUGUAUUCUGUGAAGUCAUGCCAAGGAAAUGUCAUGUCGCCAAAGACAAAGACAUGAAGACAUCCGCCGACGACAACAGCAGCGACACAGACGAGGAUAUGCUUUUCACCUGUCCAGAAGAUGGAUGUGUGAAAACCUUCCAACGGUUUUCAUCCCUCCGGAAACAUCUGGAUGGAGGCAGGCACAAGUACGCCCUUGAGAGGGAGUCAUUCCUUGAUAAAGCAAUGCUACGCUAUGCUGAAAAUCUAGGAAGUGGGGCUGCAUCCAUAGUAGGGCAAGUUGAGCAGAUUGCUGAAGAAUCAAAGGUGCCUUCGAUAAAGAUGGGAUGGGCGCUAAAACGUGUUUCCACAAGUCGACACCGUUUCAAUGAGAAGCAAAAAAGUACCUCAUCGACAUAUUUCUUCUUGGCGAGCAGACAGGGCAAAAAGCAGAUGCUAGUGAUGUCUCAAAAUCGAUGAGAAAAGCGCGCAAUGCAGAUGGUUCUCUUCUUUUCCUGUCUAAUGAAUACCUGACAUCACAGCAGAUUACCAGCUUCUUUUCCCGUACAGCCGCCAAGAAAUCGAUUCAAGUUACAUCAGCUUCGAAUCUUGACCUCGAUGAUGACGAUGACCUUGAUGACUUGGUCUCCGCCAUGGCAGAGAAAGAGCUUCAGCAAAUGCGUGAAGAAAUAUUGAAUGAUAUUUCUAUCCAACACCCAAUCACAUACGAAUCCUAUAACAUAUGCGAAAUGGCCACCGCGUCCAAGCUUUCAAAGUUUUCUAUGGCAAUGUUACAGGAAAUCUGCAAGCACUACGAACUUGACACUUCAAGUAUAAAGCAGAAAAGGAAGCAGCCAUACAUAGACUUGCUGGAUGAAUUGGUAGAGUCGUGCACAUGUUAAAUUAUUACUAUUUUGAAUUUUUUAAGAGUGUUUACCACUUCUUUAUCAUGACAUCUUAAGUUAAUGAAAAUGGUCGCACCAUUAAAGUGAAUUAAAAAGACAUGCACAAUAAAGUAAAACAGCCGGAUCACAGGUGUUAUGUACACUAUUACAGUAAAUACAUGAAUGUACAAUAACGGCUUAUAAUUGUUGACCAGAAAGAGAAAGUAUUAAACAAAUCACACAAAAAUUUUAAAUUAGAAAUUCAUAUAAAGUCUCUUUUCAUUCAAAAUAUGACGAUAUUAAGAAUGUAACAAAUUUAGGUUGGGCUGGCGGUUGGGGUGACGUGCUGGGAUUAGGGAAAAUGUCGGCAUAUAUUUCGUGAAGACAAGAUAAAGUACAUACCUCUGUGGAGGAUCGCGGGCUCGGCACUUGCGGUGAUCAUUUAUGUUCUUGAUUGUUUUGAAAACUUGCAACAGUAUAUAAAGCCCAGAAGAUCCAUAAAAUGCAACUUUAACAAGUAAACAGGUAUGGAUUGCAUAAAACUUACAUUCGUUUACAUUUUAUUUUUCGUUUGAACCUGUUUCAUUGAUUUGCAAUUCAAAAUAAACAUGUAUUACGUGCUUUGACCUCAAAGGUCAUAGGACUGACAGGAGUACAAUUUUAUCACAGUUUGAUAGCCUGAAACGUCACACAGAUAUUUGCCCAAAGAUUCCUUUGCAUCCGUUCAAAGACCUUUAUUGCAACAUUCAUUCUCCGGAGUUUCGAAUGAUUUAAAGAUUCGCUGCAAGACUUUUUAUAAGACACAUUUUUAUCGAUACAAAAUAUGGGCAUCGAGAAUAAAAUUGUUUGGAAAGUAUAGAAUUGCAUUAUUGACCCCAUACUUGGGAAAAUGAUAGUCAAAUGAUUAUUUAACAAGAAUUUGGAGUUAUAUUUGAUGUGGAGUGCUCUAAUUGUCCAUACAAGCCCACCAAAUUGAAGCCAAAAAUCAUCUGUCGAAGAAGCAUUUUCGGUGGUGUUCGAUAAUUUGCAUAUUUCUCCAAAAUACUUUGAUAUUUAACCAAACCAACUAUACUGUGGUUCUUAGGAAACAUUACCCUUCCGGACUUGAAAGUAUGAGGGAUAUCGAUUUUUCAAAGUUUGCCACCACUUGUUUGAUUUUUAGAGAUAUCUACUCUUAAGUUUGUUAUUAUUCAGAUUAGAUAUUAGAUUAUUUAAUAGUAUUAUUAUUUAGACCACUAUAUUUACUAGUCAACUAUCUAGUGAGUUAGUUUGUGACGGUUACGGCAUAAUAUCAUACAGUUGUUUUACGAUCACUAAAUGGAAUUAUUUGUGAAAUGACAUCUUUAAUUAGGAAUUCAAUGGAAGAUAGACCAUGUUGCUCAUCAGGACGACGAUGAUAUGUUAAAUGAUGAUGGGGUAUGUACAUGAACUGUGUGACAUGGUAAAUGCAUCAGUUAUUUGUCAUGACGCUAUUUAAUUGUAUUUACCCAUAUACGCAGCAAAGGCCCUUACUGUAUAGUGUGUCUUGUCUAACAAAAUUUACUUGUUAACAAGAGUUUGUGCCAUUAAUGGAUUACUUAACCCAUUUAGUGGCAGAGGUCUUCCCUUAAUGAGUAAAGUCUGGUGUUAGACACAGCAAAAUAAUAAAGUAUGUAGAGUGCAUAAAGGACACAUGUAACUUAUGGGUGAACUACAUUUUAUUCAAUGGGAGGCACUGAUUAUUGUCAAUGCUAGACACACAUUGUUUCAGAUUUUUAUAUAUGUACAUAGAUCAAGUUAUUGUUCCUUCAGUGUAUUAAUUGUUUCUGUACAGCAUUAUUGAGUGCACAGUAAUUGUCAGUGCCAUUACUAAUGUUAUACAUAUUAAUCUUGUUUGAGGUUCCUGACAUCAGAAUGUCAAUUGUCUUACCUCAACUGAAGCAAAUUUUUCCAGGCCAUGAGGAUUCCCAGCUUCAAUCGGCUUUAGAAAAUGCUAAUUUCAACUUGACUAGUGCAACAGAGAUUAUUUUAGGACAAGGAGGUUAGCUUUUAUAAUUUAAUUUGAAAAUCUAAAAAUAGUAUACAAAACUCUGUAUAAACCCUCGUGCUACCCUACGAGGUGCAUUCCAUGUUAAUUGUUGAUGCUAUGGUUUUAGAUUCUGUAAAUAUCAGUUCAUCAGACUCAAGUGACGUGGAGGCAGCACUAGACAGCAAUCUCCUUACUCCAAUUGUUUUGCAUGAAGAUAGAGAAGUCUGAUGACACUACAGCUUCACUACCCAACAAAAUAAGGUUAUGCAAAGAAAACACAAUUGCUGCCAAUUCACCUCGUCAGUUGUUCUGUGUAUACAGAAGUGAAGGUGUUGAACAAUUAAAGCUUGACAUCUUGGGUGUACACAAGGAGUGGGAGCAGGCCCUGUCAGGGAAUUUCUAUUCUCAGCAGUUAAGCUUGUAGAAGAUGGCAUUGAUAUCCCCAUGAAGCCAAUCAUUUAUUUUGAAGGCCAAGAUGACCAUAAAGUUCCUGUCCACAACCAAGCUCUAAGGCAAACAGGAAGCUUUAAAGCAAUUGGACGGAUCCUUGCUCCGGCAUUCCUGCACAAUGGCCCAUGUUUGGGAGGUCUGUCCCCAGCAGUGAAACAUUACUUUACAUGCAAACAAGGUCAAGACACAACAGUGAACCCACCACCACUGGAGAUAAUGGAUGUUCCGGAUGUUGAGCUUCAAGCAAUGUUAGAAGUAAGUUACUGUAACUAAACUUACUAUAAUUUAUGGAUUCAUCAUUUGUGAGGACAGGGGAUUGGCAAAUGGGGGGUUUAAAAUUUUCGAUCUGUCAAGUCCCCCAUCCCAUUUGCCAAUGCCCCUCCCUAUAAAUAAUGACCACUCCCUUACAAGCAACAGAUACCCUGGAAAAAAUUCGGUCAACAUGUACUGUAGCCCUAUUCCCUAAUGUAAAGGUUUUAUUUAGGGUUACAUAGUACUUGAAGAUUCUUAAAAUUCGUGUUGAAAUCCUAAAACAAUGGUACCAGUAACCCUUGAACUCUAUCGUAUAAUUAUUUGGAAAAAAGAACAAUAUGGUGACAGUACACAUUUAAGAUGUACAAUAAAAGGCAUAACUCUGAAAUAACCUCCUCCUCCACAGGCCGUAAUGAAUUCCCUAAUUUUGUAAGGCAGAGUAUGCCCAUUUGCAGGUCUGGCCAGAAGUUUGAAUAUUGGUACUCUUAAAAUUUAAUAAUAUAGGUAUAUUAUAAUUUUUCUCAUAGGUACUGCAGUCACCCAGGCAUGAAUCUUUACCAAAUAGUCUUGUCUCAAAUCUGGUUCCAUACCUUAUCAAGGCUGGUAUUGAUAUAGAAGGGAAAUUGUCUAGCAGGGAAAUUGUUGUUCAAGGCCUUCUUCUGUUUUUUGUUAUUGAAAAGAGAAAGUUGGAACUUGAUGACAUUUCAACUGGUAUGUUAAAUGCAAUCAGAUAUCCUAUUAACCUAUCAUACUUGCUUGAGGAGAAAAGUAUUUGA